This is a messenger RNA of Drosophila melanogaster (fruit fly), 2392 nucleotides long. It is a transcript of the gene Fbxo42, whose product is annotated as F-box protein 42. NCBI's taxonomy places the organism in Eukaryota, Metazoa, Arthropoda, Insecta, Diptera, Drosophilidae. The transcript has 3 exons. Bases 216 to 2219 code for a protein of 667 amino acids. The record is from RefSeq and is marked reviewed.
ACUUCAGCACGGUCACACUGUUCGCAGCUACUGUUUAUGUUAUAAUUUAUUUUUGUUGUAUAAAAACCCGAAAAUCAUCUGGAGUUCAAGCCAGCAUAUAAGUUCAGCGACUUAAAAUCAUUCGCUGCCUAUUGCUGCUUCUGUGGUGCAGCAUCCGAGGGUGAAGCACACCACGAAAGCCACGAAGAAAGGGGGCAGCAAGGACAUCACAAAGGAUGGACGCGAGCAGAUACAAGGUCGACGGCGAGAACGACAAUUGCGGGGCGACCUUGGCCGCUGUAAAUCUGAAUGUCCUUCCCGAUGAGAUACUGGAGUUCAUAUUCACCUACCUGCCACCCUACGGCGACUUGGAGCACUGCAGCCUGGUGUGCAAGCGAUGGCACGCCAUUGUGAAGAACCUUGUGCGUCGUUCCAGACACAAUCUCGAGAAGGGCCUCAUCGACUUUCGACUGCGCUGGGAGGUGUUUUCCCAGCAGACAGUCAAUGGCGGGGCAGGAGCACUAUUAUCCUUUAUUGCCGGAAGAUUUGCUCAUUCGGCUGUGCGGCAAGACAACUCCAUGUACGUAUUCGGCGGUGGAUCCUCGUCGGACACCACCUUCAACGAUCUGUGGCGCUUUGAUUUGACGCACAUGCGGUGGGCGCGGCCAGUGGCCACAGGAACCUAUCCCUCGCCCAAGGGCAGUGCAUCAAUGGUGGCGUGGCGGAACCAGCUGAUACUCUUUGGCGGAUGGCGAUACCCCUCGCUACAUCCGCCCUACCAACCAUGGUGCUUAUUUGACGAGCUGCACUACUACGAUCUUGGAAAGAACCGUUGGCUGCUGCGAAGCUCCCUAUCUUCCCCACCACCGAUGGCUGGACACUCGGCCACGGUACAUGGCGAUCGGAUGGUAGUUUUUGGUGGUUACCAGAUCAAAGACGAUUUCAAUGUGAACUCGAACGACACAUGGGUACUGGAUCUGCCGGAGCAGCGCUGGUGGCAGCCGCUCUUUGUGGGCAACACGCGACCCAGUCCGCGAUACGGACAAAUACAGGUGGAGUUGGGAAGGAACCAUCUGCUGAUCGUGGGAGGAUGUGGCGGUGCCAAUCGCGUGUACACUGAUGCCUGGCUGCUGGACAUGACCAGGGAUGUAUGGAGCUGGAAGUCUAUUGCUGUGCGCAACAAGCGCUUUGGAGCCGUCCACAUGUGGUGCAAUCCCGGUUGCAAGGUCAACAACUACCUGGUGGUCGUGGGCCCAUCGCCCAACAUGCCGCAGGACUUCCAAAUGAUGAAGCAAAGCAGAGUCCCCGUCGUUGGAGGCCGUGGACCUCCGCCGCCGAAUCCUCUUCAAAAUGUACCUCCAAGGGGAUACCGGAUACCAGUUCCGGAUCGUCGACUAGGUGGAGGUGGAUUGGGUGGACCUGGCCAAAAUCGCGGAGGAAACAUCCGUCCUGGAGUGGGAGGUGCAGCAGCUGCACUGGGUCCUCAAGAACAGUAUUUGGCUAACCGGAGAGCAAUUCUUAAUCAACACAUGCAGCAAGCGCAGCAAUUCCUGCACAACAGCAAUGUGAACAAUAAUAACAAUAAUUACCAACCGCGCUCGGGAAGAUUGAGUGAUCUGCAUGCCCCGCCAGCUGCGGCUGCAGCUGCUUCUCCUCCAUCCCCGCCAGUGCGACCAAAUGCUCCGCCAUCUCCCGCCGACGGCGAUGUGGAUGCCGCACAGCGUUUGCAAAGAAAUUUAGCUCUAAGGUGUCGUGAUAAUGAACCUAGGCUACCAAAACGUUUCGAUGAGCUCUAUGAGGAUCCCUUUCGAAUGGCCGCCUUCAAUGUGCCCACACGAUCGCGGAGUGCUUCGCGGGAUCACAACGAGCGAAUACGACGCAUGGAGGAGAAGAUGAACGCCAUUCGCAAUUCGCGACGCAGCGCACCGGCGGCCGCCCAAGUGGAACCACAACCGCUGCGCGCACCCUCGCCCAAACGAUUGCGCUGCAAUGUGCAAUCCCUGUUCGUGUGUGACAUCUCCGGCAUUUUGGACAGCAGCGAACCCGCCCUCGAGUGGGUGGAAUACAAAAACUUCGGAGUGCUUAAGGGUGCUCCGGAUCGGCUAAUCCUCUCGAGCCUCAUUGCUGGCAACGGCGAGCUCAUCCUCUUCGGGGGCGUGCACAAGGAGACACUAACGGACAUCACACAUCAUGUGUCCAAUUCCAUACACUUCCUGAGUGUGCCACGUGAUAUUAUCUAAGCUCUGAACCGACGCCCGUCCUAGUCCAACGUUACGCGGAUAGCACUUUGUUGCUGGUAACCCCACUUCCCAAAUCCUUCAAAGUUCGGCGUAAGAGGUUCAUUUAGGCAUUAAAUUGAGUGUAAUGAAGAAUAUGUUUUAUGAUUAUAAACGAUUAUUUACUAGUGGAUCUC